AUGGAGGUUGCAUGCAGCAUAGUUGUUCUUCUCCUGAUAUCGGCUACUGCACAAGCAGCAGGAGCAGCAAGAAAGCCUGCUCUUGGUUACACCGAAUACAGCGUAAUAGGUCUUAGCAUAUUUUUUGUGGUUUACUCACUGAUCGGUGGAUUACUAUGUUUAAUCCUCUGCAAAACUAAGGUCAAGAAAGUGGAAUCUGAGCCCAUAGACAACAAACAUGGAGACGUUUUCAGAAUGUUGAACUAUGAUGGACAUAUGGCUUAUGAAGACAUAAUAAAAGCAACAAGAGGUUUUGAUGUCAGUUAUUGCAUUGGGAGAGGGAAUUAUGGCAGUGUGUACAAAGUGCAAUUGCCAAGUGGGAAAGUAGUGGCUGUGAAAAAGCUUCACCAUUUGGAAGGCAAGAAUCCAAAUUAUGAUAAGAGCUUUAGGAAUGAAGCCCGCAUGCUAUCCAGAAUCCGGCAUCGAAACAUUGUAAAGCUCUUUGGAUUCUGCCUGCACCAGAGAUCCAUGUUUUUGAUUUAUGAGUAUAUGGACAAAGGAAGCUUGUUUUGUAUCUUGAGAGAUGAAAUUCAAGCUGUGGAGCUGUUGUUUUGUCAGAGCCGCAAGCUUUGACUUGUGGCAUAAUUUUUUCAUUUCCUUCUCAUCCCACAUCGGAGCCUGCUGAAGAGAAGUCGGCUACUCGAGGCCUAUAAAUAGAAGGGUCCAUUGAAGGAUUUAACUUGCACCACUUAAGAGAGUUAUAUGGGCUAUUAGCUUCUUGAGUCAUUUAGCCCA
Messenger RNA from Coffea eugenioides, 774 nucleotides. Its product is annotated as MDIS1-interacting receptor like kinase 2-like. Bases 1 to 612 code for a protein of 203 amino acids. The record is from RefSeq and is a predicted model, not a curated record. Lineage: Eukaryota; Viridiplantae; Streptophyta; Magnoliopsida; Gentianales; Rubiaceae. Gene Ontology annotation, molecular function: protein kinase activity; ATP binding. The transcript has a single exon. Gene Ontology annotation, biological process: protein phosphorylation.